AACAGCACUUUUGACGUCAGGAAUAAUCAUUACUUUCUCAUCCGGGUCUUCUCUCCUCUUGUGGUAAUAUUUACUUUAUCCAGACCAGAGAGCUCGCGGUGGCUUAAGCCUUUACUAUACACAUAUGCAUAUAUGUAACGCGGCUGGAACACUGGACUCUACCCAGCUUCAUCUGGAACAGGCUAUCUUUGCAACUUUUCCUAUAAAACGGAGGGGAUAUUUGCUCAACUCCACGACUGUUUUAUCUUUUCCAAAUGAAUUUUUAAUGGCUUCGCAAUGGAGAUAGCCUUGGUGAGUUUUGAGAACGGCGGCGCGAAGGGGAGCGGUGGCAAUGCCGACGAGACCUGCCGGAACGCACUGGAUCUCCCUCAGCCAGCUUUGCUCCAAACUGGACUUGGCGAGGACUACACUAAGGAGCUGAACACACUCGGUAGUUCCCAGCAAAGCCCCUGGAAAAUCAACGACAUGAACAACACUUUCAGCUGUAGCGAAAAUGCCAUGGAUGCGCUUUUACGCGCGGACCACAGUCCCCAUCUGUUUGAUGAGGACAUGUUGGACAUGGAUAUGGACACAGAGAGCAACGAGAGAGUGCUGAUCAACAUAGCUGGGCUGAGGUAUGAGACACAGCUGGGAACCCUAAACCAGUUCCCUGAUACUUUACUGGGUGACCCCGCCAAGAGAAUAAAAUACUUUGAUCCACUCAGGAACGAAUACUUUUUCGAUCGCAACCGGCCAAGUUUUGAUGGGAUAUUAUAUUUCUAUCAGUCGGGAGGGAAGAUCCGAAGACCUGUCAAUGUGUCAAUUGAUGUGUUUGCAGAUGAGAUUAGGUUUUAUCAGCUCGGGGAGGAGGCCAUGGAGAGGUUUCGGGAAGAUGAGGGAUUUAUAAAAGAGGAAGAAAAGCCAUUGCCUCAAAAUGAAUUUCAAAAGCAGGUUUGGCUUAUAUUUGAGUACCCAGAGAGCUCUAGUCCUGCGAGAGGCAUCGCCAUUGUUUCUGUGAUUGUAAUCACUAUCUCCAUCAUCACAUUCUGUUUGGAAACGUUACCAGAGUUCCGGGAUGAGCGUGAGCUGCCAGUGACCAGCCGAUCUGACAACAGCACCGCGCCUCGUCCAUCUCUUACCUUCACAGACCCCUUUUUCAUCAUAGAGACCACUUGUGUGAUAUGGUUCACGUUUGAGCUAAUAGUGCGCUUCUUUGCGUGCCCCAGCAAGUCAGAGUUUAGCAAAACCAUCAUGAAUAUCAUAGACAUCAUGUCAAUCAUGCCUUACUUCAUCACAGUAGGCACAGAACUGGCGGAGCAGCAGGGCCAGGAGCAUCAGAACGGCCAGCAGGCCAUGUCUCUGGCCAUCCUGAGGGUCAUCCGCUUGGUCAGGGUCUUCAGGAUCUUCAAGCUCUCCAGACACUCCAAAGGUCUCCAGAUCCUGGGGCAGACGCUGAAAGCCAGCAUGAGAGAGCUCGGCCUCUUAAUUUUCUUUCUCUUCAUCGGAGUCAUCCUGUUCUCCAGCGCCGUUUACUUCGCUGAGGCGGACGAGCCGGAGUCUCAUUUCUCCAGCAUCCCUGAUGCCUUCUGGUGGGCUGUGGUCACCAUGACAACUGUUGGCUAUGGCGACAUGAGACCGGUGACGGUCGGGGGAAAGAUCGUCGGUUCUCUCUGUGCCAUCGCCGGCGUGCUGACCAUCGCCCUGCCAGUGCCAGUCAUCGUAUCAAACUUCAAUUACUUUUAUCACAGAGAGACAGAUCAGGACCAGUCGUCUCUGAAAGAUGAACCAAACAGUGGCCGUGCGAGCCCUGAAUUAAAACGGAGAGGGAGUAAAUCAUCUGUCAAAUCACAAGACGUGGAAAACAAUGACGGGAGCGCUUCGGUAGAAAAGGCAAAUAUCAAGGCAAACAGCAGUAUGGACAUCAAAAGAUCGCUUUACGCGUUCUGCCUGGACACACGGGAGACGGACCUGUAGCCUCAAGCUGUUUUAUUUCUUGAAGAUACUGUUAAGCCACAAUAUCCUAAAGCCCAUAGUGUCAGUUAUGUUGAAUACCCCCAUUAAUGGGCUCUAAGUCGUUGCACAGUAGAAGGAUCAACACGUUGCAAUCCUGAAAAGUUUUAGAGCGACGGGGUUGAUUUAUAAAAAGCACAUUAUAAUCCCCUCAUCUGGUAAGCGCGCGCGCCAGAGACGCAGGAAAAUGAGUUGAUAUGACCAAACUACAUUGCAUGCAGCACAGAAAGCCCUUUAAAAGUGGGAAUACCUAGCCUUUGAUCAUCCUUCCCAAAUCAAACUCAUGGAGAAAUUUGCGAGAAAAGAAAGGAAUGUACGCCACAGAGAGUGUACUAAUCAAGGACGGCAGGACUAGAAAUAAUUACUUGGGCGUUUGACAUCACGGAGAGGAUUAUGUUGUAAAGCAGCAGGCCGUAACAGAGCUCCAGUGACCAAUCAGGCUCUUGCAUAUACUGUAUGAAGUAGCCUAUGUCCAUAGUACAACAACAUCAGAAAACGAAAAAGCCAAAUGGGUGUUUUAUUUUCAUAUGUACCGUCAGUUAGUCGUAUGUUUACUCUAAAACGUUGCAUUUAAUGCAUCUGCAAAUAUGUACAUAUUUCUUAUAGGCCUAUUAUUUAUUUAUUAAUUGGAUUUCGGUGUUGUAGAGGUGGGAAAACUCUUUAUUUUAAGCUACAGACACCUGCUUCCUUCACUCAGGUUCUGUCAAAGUGAAUUUCCUUCUUUCCUUUUUUUCUAACGAGAGAUGAUUUGCUCUCUGUACUGGCAGAGGACUUUAGGAGAAGCGUUGGGACUUGAAUUUAGACAAAAAAAAAAAAAGCCUUUGUUACUCUCAUUUGAACUACAGAACAUUCAAGUAUAAAUAAAGGACAUAAUAUGGAAGUACGGGCGGAUGAGAGCAAACACGACCAGAAAGAAGAAACUGCAGAGACCGUUUGGAGAGAGCAAGUAACAAAGACAUCAGAGAGUUAAAGCCCAGCCCUCUGACCAUCAGGAGAAUCGACCCACCCCUCCCCCCAACCAGGACAUGUCACAUCAUCAUCUACAACAACGACCCUUUUAAAAAUCUG
Myripristis murdjan (pinecone soldierfish) is the source of this 3057-nucleotide messenger RNA. Its product is annotated as potassium voltage-gated channel subfamily A member 1. The transcript is spliced from 2 exons. Gene Ontology annotation, molecular function: delayed rectifier potassium channel activity; protein binding. Gene Ontology annotation, biological process: action potential; protein homooligomerization; potassium ion transmembrane transport. The record is from RefSeq and is a predicted model, not a curated record. The coding region runs from base 277 to 1953 and encodes 558 amino acids. Gene Ontology annotation, cellular component: membrane; voltage-gated potassium channel complex; intercalated disc. NCBI's taxonomy places the organism in Eukaryota, Metazoa, Chordata, Actinopteri, Holocentriformes, Holocentridae.